Molecule: messenger RNA, 1733 nt
Organism: Lindgomyces ingoldianus
Lineage: Eukaryota; Fungi; Ascomycota; Dothideomycetes; Pleosporales; Lindgomycetaceae
Product: MFS general substrate transporter
Exons: 2
Coding region: 54-1733 (559 amino acids)
Biological process (GO): transmembrane transport
Molecular function (GO): transmembrane transporter activity
Source: RefSeq, a predicted model, not a curated record
AUUUUGACGAGUCUAUAGUCGAGAUUAUUAUUACCAUUUCUUUAACCGCUUCUAUGGCUUCUAUCUCUCCCAAGCCAGACGUCGUACAGCCUCUACCAAACACAACAGCGGAAGGUGAGAAACAGGAUCCUCCGACCUUCAAACGCAAUCUUAGAUUCUGGAGUAUCAUCUUCGCUCUCUGUACAACUGCCAUCCUCUCUGCCCUCGAAGGCACGGUAGUCUCCACCGCCUUACCAACCAUAAUCCAGCAUCUUGGCGGUGGGUCCCUCUACCUUUGGGCUGUGAACGGAUACUUUCUAGCCAGCACUGUUGUUCAACCUCUCUAUGGUCAAACCGCUAAUAUCUUUGGUCGCCGCUACCUGCUGAUCUUCGCCGUCGCAGUGUUCGUGCUGGGUAGUGGAAUCAGUGGCGGUGCGACGAGUAUGCAAAUGUUGAUUGCAGGGCGCGUGAUUCAGGGGGUGGGAGGAGGUGGUUUGCAGAUGUUACCUUAUCUAAUCGUGAGUGAUAUUGUGCCGUUGAGGGAGAGGGGUUCGUACAUGGCGAUUAUCUUCCUCGCCGUUACGGUGGGGAAUGGUAUCGGCCCCUUUUUGGGGGGUGUUAUUGUGCAGGGAGCGUCUUGGAGAUGGGUGUUUUACCUCAAUCUCCCAGUCGGCGGCGCCGUCCUCGUCCUCGUCUACUUCUUCCUCCAUGUAACCUUCAAACGCGAACCCAUCGGCACCAAACUGCGCCGCAUUGACUAUCUCGGAAACCUCAUCUUCAUCGCCUCCACCAUCUCCAUCCUCCUCGCCCUCACAAACGGCGGCGUCGUACAUCCCUGGUCUUCAUGGCGAACGCUCGUGCCCCUCGCCCUAGGAAUUACCGGUUUCACCGCCUUCCUCAUCUACCAACGCUAUCCCACCGAACCUAGCAUGCCACCCCGCCUCUUUGGAAAUCGGACCAGCAUGACCGCCUUCAUUCUGACAUUCCUCCACUCCCUGCUUACGUUCUGGACCAUCUACUUCCUCCCCAUAUACUUCCAAGCCGUCCUCGAAUCCUCACCCUCUCGCUCGGGCGUACAACUCCUACCAACCGUCCUCAUCCUCAUCCCCUUCGCCGCCAUAUCCGGCCGUAUGCUCGCCAAAACGGGGAAAUAUAAACUCUUGCACUUCUUCGGUUUCAGUGUCAUGACGCUGGGCUUCGGCCUCUUUACCUUACUACACGCAUCCUCGCGAACCUCCGCAUGGGUAUGUUUCCAAGCCAUCGAAGCUGCGGGUUCCGGUAUCGCAGUCUCAGUGCUCCUGCCGGCAAUCCAGGCACCGCUGUCUCAAGCCGAUGUCGCGACUGCAACGGGCACGUUUGCAUUUAUCCGGAGUUUUGGUGUGGUGUGGGCGGUUACUGUGCCAGCGACAAUUUUCAAUCAGCGCCUUGGGUAUCUUGCUAAUGCACGGGUUUCGGAUGAAGGGGUGCGGGCGCUGUUAGUUGGGGGUGGCGGGUACGAACAUGCUACCAAAGCGUUUGUAGGGAGCUUGAAAGGGAUAGUGCGUGAGGAGGUGGUAGGGGUCUAUACAGAUACUUUGAAAUUGAUUUGGCAGGUUGCAAUUGGGAUUGCGGGGUUUGGGGUUUUGCUUGUGGGAUUGGAAAAACAGAUCGAAUUGCAGAAGGAAUUGGAGAGUGAGUUUGGCGUCAAGGAAAAAGGGGGGGGUGAGGUGAGCCAUGAGAAGGACCAGGAUAAGGUGGGGGAAGUCAGUACUUAG